This is a messenger RNA of Acanthosepion pharaonis, 696 nucleotides long. Lineage: Eukaryota; Metazoa; Mollusca; Cephalopoda; Sepiida; Sepiidae. The record is from the annotation of a GenBank genome assembly.
AUGAUUGGUCAAGUCAACCAACACGUUAUGACGAAUGCAAGGUGCGGUCUGACGCACAAGACGGAAAAAAAGGUGUCUGCUAACAAAAUGUCGGCGCCACUUGGAAGCGGUGAUGGUCAAAAUCUGGUAAUGGAUCAAGUUGACCGAGAGACAAGAGAGGUGUUUAUACAUUUUGUUAUUGAAAAUUUCCGACAGGAUGACCCCAGUCAAGUCAAUAACGUGAUAUUAUUAGGUGGCCUCAGCUCACAGCAAAAUGAUCGUUUGGCUCAAAUUGGACGACAAUUGGCCCGGAUUGGAGAUGAUGUUAAUAAGGAAUACAAAACACAGUUUGAACAAAUAGCAAAUGAACUGGACAUGUCAAGUGAAACAGUAUAUGAAAAAUUUUCUAAAAUUGUCAUCAGUAUGUUAACUCAGGAAGCUAAUUGGGGAAGAAUCUUGACACUUUUCUGCUUUGGUUAUUAUCUUGCUUGCCGUUUCCUCAGAAACAGUUCAUUUGUACAAUUGUUCACAAGAAUCAUUGACUGUGUUAUACAAUUUGUAAGAAACCAUAUUGCUCAAUGGAUAAUUUCUCAGGGUGGAUGGUUAGAAGUUGCUUCACAAAAUUUGAGGAAUGAAAGAAGUUAUUUGUACACAUGUUCAUUCAUUGGUGGGAUGGCUGUUGUACUUCUCGCCAUUUAUUUUCUCAGGAAGAAGUAA